Messenger RNA from Solanum tuberosum (potato), 1003 nucleotides. Its product is annotated as probable indole-3-pyruvate monooxygenase YUCCA7. Gene Ontology annotation, biological process: auxin biosynthetic process. Gene Ontology annotation, molecular function: N,N-dimethylaniline monooxygenase activity; NADP binding; flavin adenine dinucleotide binding. The coding region runs from base 100 to 846 and encodes 248 amino acids. The transcript has 3 exons. NCBI's taxonomy places the organism in Eukaryota, Viridiplantae, Streptophyta, Magnoliopsida, Solanales, Solanaceae. The record is from RefSeq and is a predicted model, not a curated record.
UUAUUUUGACCACUUGUAUAUAGACCACCUCUCCUUUCUACUCAAACUAUUUUCUCAUUACAACAAACAAUUCAGAAACAAAGAAAAAAAAGGGCAAAAAUGUCUAGUUUUUCAGAUAAAGAUAGAUGUGUUUGGGUAAAUGGCCCUGUUAUUGUUGGUGCUGAUCCAUCAGGAUUAACUGUUGGAGCUUGUUUGAAAGAACAAGGUGUCCCUUGUGUUAGAUUGGAACGAUCUGAUUGUAUUGCUUCUUUAUGGCAGCAAAGAACUUACGAUCGAUUAAAGCUUCACCUACCUAAACAAUUUUGUCAAUUGCCCAAAUUCCCAUUUCCUGAACAUUACCCUGAGUAUCCUUCUAAGAGACAAUUCAUCGAAUACCUUCAGUCCUAUGCUACACAAUUUCAAGUUGUUGUUGUUGGUUGUGGAUAUUCCGGGAUGGAAGUAUCACUUGCUCUUUGUAACCAUGAUACUCAACCAUCAAUGGCCUGUCGUAGCGCGGUUCAUGUUUUAGCAAGAGAGAUAUUUGGGAAAUCCACUUUUGAGCACACUCAAGGGAAAAUCCCUGUUCUUGACAUUGGUGCUUUGGAGAAAAUCAGAUCCGGGAAAGUUAAGGUUUUUCCUGGAAUCAACAAGUUUUCAUGUGAAUUUGAGUCAGUUGUUGGCUACUACAGCAAUGCUCCAUAUUGGCUAAAGGAAAGUGAAUUGAAAGAUUACCCAAAAGCACAAUAUCCUAACAAGUGGAAGGGAAAAUGUAGAGUUGGAUUCGAAAAGAGAAGGCUGGCAGCUGGUGCUUCUGCAUUCAUUAGGAAAGGACAAAACUCUGCUCAUAGAAUUUCCUUUAAAUUUUAAAACACUAUUGUGGAGGUUGUAGUCGAUAUGAUAUCGAUAAACAUAUUUACCUUACCUUUAUUGUUCACUUUUGAAAAAGAAAGUUAUAAAUUCUAGUGGAAGUCUUCUUUGUUUGUUGAAAAUUUAUCAACUCAUUUGACAUACAAAUUCUGCUUUA